Messenger RNA from Eleginops maclovinus (Patagonian blennie), 2008 nucleotides. RefSeq lists its product as uncharacterized. The record is from RefSeq and is a predicted model, not a curated record. The transcript has 5 exons. Gene Ontology annotation, biological process: response to bacterium. Lineage: Eukaryota; Metazoa; Chordata; Actinopteri; Perciformes; Eleginopidae. Bases 1 to 609 code for a protein of 202 amino acids.
AUGAGGAACUACAACCCGAUAACAGUUUCACUUCUCUGCAGCCUCAGCUGGAUCUAUGCCUCUUCUGAAUCUCAGACGGUGGCUGUUUCGCCUGGUGGAGAAGUCACUCUCCUGUGCUCCAACUUUUCCAGUUUUGUAACUCAAAUCUACUGGUUCAGAGUGGUGAAAAAAUCCAUGCCUCGCUGUGUCUCCUUUAUUUUCGAGCCCCUCAAGCCUGCCUCGUUCUGCGAUGGAUUUAAAAAUGAAAAAUUUGAAAUGAGAUCCAAUCUCUCAACUAUUUUUCUCAAAAUCAAACAAGUGAAUGUGUCUGACUCUGGACUGUAUUUCUGUGGAUAUAUGAUAGGCCCACAUUGGCUUAUUGUUGAAGCAACAUAUUUAGAUGUUCAAGAAGAUGGAAGUACAAAGCUGCUGAGUUACGUCCUGUGCAGUCUGUCCGUGUUCCUCAUUGUGGUCGUCUUUGGUAUGGCUGUUAAAAUGAAAACACUUCUGAAAGCUCAUGUUGAAGAACAUAAUCCACAACAGACAGAGGGUCAAGGCUCGGAUGAUCUGAUUUAUGCAGCAGUUACGUUUCGUCUGGCUGAAGGAAACCAGCAGCCUGCAGCACUGUGAGAAGUGGAACCAAAUGCUAUUUAUUCAGCACCCAGAUAAAACUCAGGAAACACCUGGAACUGUUACUGUGGGUGCUAUUUUGUCCCCUGUACAGCUGACAUAAACAUCUAGAUGCCAGUAUGUGAAUGUAAAUGAAUGGCAUCAUAACCUGUGUAAAAAAUAGUUUAAAUAUUAACUAGCAGAUUGGGAAUAUUUGGGGGUUAUUGAGGAUGCUAAAUCAAUUUCUGACAUUUUCAGGAUCAAAAAUGUCCGCUUUAACCAGAAAGUGGUCAUACUUGCACGUCAGUGGGCUGAUCUUGACUACCAUGAGUAGUUUUGCGACCCAUGGAUAUAAAGAGCACAAAAUGAUCAUUAUAACCUCUACUGUGGACAAUCUUUUUCAAAUAAUCUGACCAAUCCAAAUGAUCCAGAGUCUCCUAAAUCUUCCAAAUCCAUCCAAAGUUCAUCAAAACCAGCCCACCUGGAGUAAAAAUAUGGCCACUUGCUGGUCAAAAUAGCCAUUUUGGAUCCCGAAAAUUUCAGGAAUUACCUCCAUGAAAUCACUCCAAAAUUGUUCAAAUCGUCCAAGCCACUUUUUAACUAUUUUCCCCGCUAUAAUGGUAAGUAAUGCUAAUUACCACAACUUAUGCUAAUUGAGCAAUUGCCCAAUACGCAGGCUAGCAUCCAGCAGUUUAUAUGUGCUGGGGACCCCUACUGUACAUUUCUAACAUUUCACUUUGGGGUACUCACAACAUUUCAGGGUUCACUAUAGGACUCUAUGAGCUGGCAACUAGACUAUAAGGUUCACCCUCACACAAGCUUAUAUUUAUGUUCAAUAACGAAUAUUAUUAUCCACGGGGAGAAUCUCUAUUCAAGGUACUGAUCACAUGUCUUUAACUCUGUCAACUGAACUUUAAACAGCAAAGUGAGUGAGGUCAAUUAUAUUUAGUUUCUUAUUUUUUGUAGAAUUUCUGUAUGCUAUCAUCUCAAUACUUUAGAAUUUUCUCUCAAAUGUUGACUGGAAGGUACUCUUUAUUUGCUGAUAUCAUCAGGUGGUCUGCUUCAGUGAGAAGUAAAUUAAAUUAAAGUUAAACCCUGGUUAUGCUGUCACCUGUCAGAUGUAAAAGGAAUUGCAGCUUAAAGUGCAAUUUAUGCUGUGUCAUGUUAACCUGCUAUAGUGUGGGUUACUGGGAGGAGUAACAAUUCUUACAUUUAUUUAAAUCUUUUUCAGAGACGUCAUAUUGUCAGGCCAUUUAGCUGCUUCAGUUUCAUUGUGUUUCCUCGUGUUAGAAUGCUGGCUCGUGUCACUUGGCUUACUGAGACACUUUGUAAGGUUAAUGUCCUCUGAGCUGUUUCAUGUAGACAUUUCUUAUUCUUAUUUCUUCUUCAUUUUGUUAAUAAAUUCCAUCUUUUAAUGGUC